Molecule: messenger RNA, 921 nt
Organism: Drosophila innubila
Lineage: Eukaryota; Metazoa; Arthropoda; Insecta; Diptera; Drosophilidae
Gene: AP-1sigma
Product: AP-1 complex subunit sigma-2
Exons: 5
Coding region: 151-624 (157 amino acids)
Biological process (GO): vesicle-mediated transport; intracellular protein transport
Cellular component (GO): intracellular membrane-bounded organelle; AP-1 adaptor complex; membrane coat
Molecular function (GO): clathrin-cargo adaptor activity
Source: RefSeq, a predicted model, not a curated record
CAGCAGCUGACUGUAUGCUGUUGCACUGAAUGGCAAUAUUAGCUAAAGAAGCAAUUUCUUUUAUGUACAGCGUGAAAAAAUUAUAAUUUGUCAAUAUUAAGUGAAUUUGCGGCACAUAAAGAAUAAAAACAUAAAGCGGCAACUGUCAAAAUGAUGCUUUUCAUGCUGCUGUUCAGUCGCCAGGGCAAAUUACGACUGCAGAAAUGGUAUAUGGCAUAUCCAGACAAGACCAAAAAGAAGAUUACCCGAGAAUUGGUCACCACGAUUCUCGCGAGAAAACCCAAAAUGUGCUCAUUUCUCGAGUGGAAGGACUGCAAGAUCGUCUACAAGCGCUAUGCCAGCUUAUAUUUCUGUUGCGCUAUCGAGCAGAAUGAUAACGAGCUCUUGACUUUGGAGAUAAUCCAUCGUUAUGUGGAGCUAUUGGAUAAGUAUUUUGGCAGCGUCUGCGAAUUGGAUAUUAUAUUCAAUUUUGAGAAAGCGUAUUUCAUAUUGGAUGAAUUGUUGAUUGGCGGCGAAAUCCAGGAGACAUCGAAAAAGAAUGUGUUAAAAGCAAUUGCCUCUCAGGAUCUGCUACAAGAGGACGAAGCUGUUGAGGGCACUUUAAGAGACAUUGGACUACUCUAAAUAAAAAAGAAAAGAGACUAAAAAGAAACAAAGUCAAAUGCGUAGAAUGUAGUUGAUAUAACACAUACAUAUAUACACUUAAACGCACACAUGCACGCCUGCGCCAACACACAAUCUAUCUCUCUCACACACACAAUGCCUAUACACACACAUACACAAGUAUUUUAGCUGCACUUAACUUGUAUGUGUGUGUCUUUGUGUGUGUGCUGUUAAGCACUUAAUGUUUAUCGCUACACAACACUGAAUAAGCGCAAUUAGAUCUGUCACACAGCGAGGCAAAAACCAUUUAAAGCAAAU